GAUUUGACAUCCUCUAGACAAACUUCGGCCCAUCUUCUGGCCAUGCUGCGAACGAAUACUCGUGCGCUCGCUUCGACGAAGAUCAUACGACUCGUGAGAGGCUUCAGCUCAUCGGUGCCUAGAAACAAGGAGAACUUGGUAGUUCUGGGGUCUGGAUGGGGAGGGUAUGAAGUCCUGAAAAAUGUGGACAAGAAGCGAUGGAAUGUCACUCUGAUAUCGCCAAUCAACUACUUCAACUUCACUCCACUACUGGCUAGUUGUGCGGUCGGCACCUUGGAAUUUCGGUGCGCCAUUGAACCGGUACGGAGAUACUCCCCUGAUGCGAAGUACUACCAGGCGUGGUGUGACGCCAUCGAUUUCAAGCAGAAAACUUUGCAGUGCAUGCCUGCGACGCCGCCUAUUCACCCUGAGACGCUCGCAGCCAAGCAAACAGAUAACACAGUUACAAAUCAUUCGGAUAGUGGAGCGCCCUUCAUGAUCAAAUACGACAAGCUUGUGAUCGCUGUAGGAGCGUAUUCUCAGACGUUCAACGUCCCUGGGGUGAAGGAGCAUGCGCAUUUCUUAAAGGAUGUCAAGGAUGCACGGUCUAUAAGGACGCGUGUCCUGGAAUGCUUCGAACAGGCCAACCAACCCAUCGUAAACGACAUUGAGCGAAGAAACUUGUUACAUUUUUGCAUUGUCGGUGGAGGGCCGACUGGUGUCGAGUUUGCAGCCGAGUUGCAUGAUCUGUUACAAACCGAUAUGGCUCAGUAUUAUCCAACUUUGGCGCGGCUCGCUAAGAUCACCUUGUACGACGUAGCGCCCAAUAUUUUGGGCAACUUCGAUAAGGGGUUGGCAGAAUAUGCUGAAAAGAAGUUUAAAAGAAACGGUAUCACGAUCAAGACCAGUCACCAUGUCGACAGGGUCAAACCGGGUAAGCUUCACGUGCGGGAGGAUGGCGAAGUUCCAUUCGGACUCCUCGUUUGGUCCACUGGUCUAGCUCCGAAUCCGCUCAUCGACUCAAUCUCUGGUCUUCAGAGAGACAAGCAAACUAGAACACUACUUACCAACGAUCAUCUGAACGUUAUCCGUGAGGAUGGCUCUCCUGACACUGAUGUCUGGGCGAUCGGCGACGCCGCAAGGAGCGAGGGUACUUUGUUGCCUGCUACCGCACAAGUGGCCAAUCAGAAAGCAAAAUAUUUGACCAAGAAGUUAAACAGAAUAGUCAAGGACAAGGCUUCGCCUGAACCGUUUGAAUUCAAGAACCUUGGCUCGUUGGCAUAUCUCGGAGAUUGGUCCAGGAAGGCAAUAUACGAUCGCAGUCACGCAGACUCAGGUCCCAAGACAAAGGAAUCAGGGCGCAUUGCAUGGCUCUUGUGGCGCUCCGCAUACUUCACAAUGACCGUCAGUGUGCGAAACAAGAUCUUAAUCCCAACAUACUGGUAA
Heterobasidion irregulare TC 32-1 is the source of this 1425-nucleotide messenger RNA. RefSeq lists its product as uncharacterized. The transcript is spliced from 15 exons. Bases 43 to 1425 code for a protein of 460 amino acids. Lineage: Eukaryota; Fungi; Basidiomycota; Agaricomycetes; Russulales; Bondarzewiaceae. The record is from RefSeq and is a predicted model, not a curated record. Gene Ontology annotation, molecular function: NADH dehydrogenase activity.